Brassica oleracea var. oleracea is the source of this 2051-nucleotide messenger RNA. Its product is annotated as protein EDS1B. The record is from RefSeq and is a predicted model, not a curated record. The coding region runs from base 47 to 1849 and encodes 600 amino acids. Gene Ontology annotation, biological process: defense response; lipid metabolic process. NCBI's taxonomy places the organism in Eukaryota, Viridiplantae, Streptophyta, Magnoliopsida, Brassicales, Brassicaceae. The transcript has 3 exons.
CCGCAGAGUAGAAGAAAGACCCAUACAAAGAGAGAAAAGUCAAUCAAUGGCGUUAGAAGCUCUUGCCGGAAUCACUAACGAUCUAAUCACCAGAUCAUGGAAGGCAUCGACCAGAGCUUACAACACCGACCACUUCCACAAAGAAGAAGAAAGGGAAACCGUCGUUGUCGCUUUUGCACCAUCUUUCUCGGAGAAAGAUUGGAUUGCUCCGGAGAACAAGUCUCCCUUUGGAGAAACCAAGAUGAAGCGUGCUCAGUUCCCUUGUAUGAGGAGCAUCGGCAACGACGUUGACGCCACUGUUAACGAAUCUUUCCUUAAGAAUUUUCAAGUUCUCACUUCUCCAACAACCUCAUUUUGUGAUUAUGUCAAAACGGUUGUGGACAGCCGACAAAGUCAACGAAUAGUGUUCACAGGACAUUCCACAGGAGGUGCUACUGCAAUCUUAGCAACAGUUUGGUAUUUGGAGACAUACUUCAAGAAGCCACGUGGUGGCUUCCCUCUCCCCGAGCCUCUUUGUAUGACAUUUGGAGCUCCUUUGGUCGGUGACUAUGUCUUCAAGCACGCCCUUGGGAGAGAGAACUGGAGCCGGUUCUUCGUCAACUUCGUCACAAGAUUCGAUAUUGUCCCUCGGAUAAUGCUUGCUAGAAAAGCAUCAACAAAGCAAGCUCUGCCUCGCGUUCUUUCACAGUUGGAUCCUAGAGUUGCUAUCCAAGAAAACGACCAGAGCAUUCCAGUGUUCUACACAACGGUGAUGAAAGAGACAGCAACUGUUGCUCACCAAGCUGUCUGUGAACUGAUUGGAUACGGAGAUGCGUUUCUGGAAACCUUUUCCAGCUUCCUUGACCUGAGUCCUUACAGACCAGCAGGCAUUUUUGUCUUCUCUACAGGAACAGGAUUGGUCUCAGUGAGCAACUCAGACGCCAUUCUUCAGAUUCUGUUUUACGCUUCUCAGUCCAGCAACCAGCACGAGCUGUCUUUAGUUCCAUUUCAAAGCAUAAAAGAUCAUCGUAGCUAUGAAGAAAUGGUACAUUCAAUGGCCAUGAAACCGUUGAACCAUCUGGAUUUGCAUCACUUGCCUUUAGAUGGAGAUCCUAUGCUCCGUGACCUCGGACUGAGCACAAGAGCGAGACAAUGCGUCUGUGCUGCAUUUGAGGCAGAGAAGCAACGAGUUGAUAACCAGACCAAGAUCUACAACAAACUGCCAAAAAUAGUAGAGAAGCUGGCGUGGAUAGAGGAUGAAUACAAGCCGAGGUGUAAAACUCAUAAAGUCGGGUACUAUGAUUCCUUCAAGUAUUCUAAUGAGGAGAAAGACUUCAAAGCCAACGUUAGUAGAGCUGAGUUAGCUGGUCUUUUUGACGAGGUGCUCGGUUUAGUGAAGAAAGGUCUACUUCCAGAUGGAUUUGAAGGUCACAAAGAGUGGAUCGAGUUAUCAACUCGCUACCGCAGAUUAAUCGAACCACUUGAUAUUUCAAACUACCACAGACACUUAAAGAAUGAAGACACUGGGCCUUAUAUGCUUAAAGGAAGACCAAACCGAUACAAACACGCUCAGAGAGGGUACGAGCAUGAACUAUUGAAGGCAGGAAAGAGUUCAGAGGAGAUAGAGGAAUCUGGUUGCGGAUCUUGCUUUUGGGCUGACGUUGAAGAACUCAAGGGAAAAGCAUAUGAAAGUGUUGAGGUUAAACGGUUUGAAAAGUUAGUUGAAGGGUGGAUCACAAACAGGGAGAUAGAUGAUGAGCAAAUAUUUCUGGACGGUUCAACAUUUAGAAAUUGGUGGCGUUCACUUCCCGAGGAACACAAACGCUCUUCUCUGCUGCGAGAACGUAUGGGUGAAACAAGAUCCACUUGAACCCGAAAGUUGUCAGAUUGUUCAACCAUUGUAACUUCCUUGUUUACAUUUGUGCAAUAAAGUGAUGUAAUAGCUCUCUGUUCUUAUGUUUUAGAGUUCGAUUUCCACAUCAGGAUGAUCUUAGAGAUAAGAAACAUGUCCUAAGAUCAUCGUGAAAUAAUGUAAUAGCCCUCUGUUCUAAUGUCAAAUUUGAUUUCUACUU